This is a messenger RNA of Acanthoscelides obtectus, 684 nucleotides long. Lineage: Eukaryota; Metazoa; Arthropoda; Insecta; Coleoptera; Chrysomelidae. The record is from the annotation of a GenBank genome assembly.
AGGACGACGACGGUAAUCAUCAUCUACGUCAUUCUCCAUAUCAAGGGAAAAAUUAGAUUUUUCUGCAGAUGUGCAUGUUUAUCCAAACAAAAUAUAGUAUCUAUUUAAGGUCAGCAGGAGGAUUGUCAUCAUCGUUAUUCUCCAUGUGAUCUGCUGAUGUGCGUAGGAUGUUUUCCAAACAAAAUCGUAUGAUUCAGUAUCAGUGAAAAAAAAAAUAGGCAUGUUUGUUAGAUUUUCACUGUAUUUAAGCCAGCAUCUUGAGCACAGUUAUCAUCAGUGAUCUCACGUUUAACCAUCUGCACAGAUCUCCGAAGAAACAAAAUGAGUAGCCAAAAAGUAAUCGAUGCCAUGUCUGACGAAUUUGUUAGAAGAAUAGAAAUGAACGUGCUAAGUUCAAAAAAAAGAUUUCAAAAAAUCCACUACACGAAACCCAACAAACGAAUACGACCAACGACUAUUUCUAAGAGACAGUACAACAACAACAACAACAACAACACUCACUCAGGAACUCAGUUCUGUGACAAUUGUGGACAUUACUUUUGUUUUUGUAGAGAAUCGGUGGCAAAGCAUUCAAUAGGACAAACGGCAUCAGAUCAGCAACAACAACAACAACAACAACAACAACUACUACAUCAAUACAAACAAGUGGAGCUGUAUUGCGACGAGGAACUGCCCAAGUCCUAA